Molecule: messenger RNA, 420 nt
Organism: Opisthorchis viverrini
Lineage: Eukaryota; Metazoa; Platyhelminthes; Trematoda; Opisthorchiida; Opisthorchiidae
Exons: 5
Source: RefSeq, a predicted model, not a curated record
CCUCCGGAGACAACCGUGUUGCCGGCCACAACCCAGUUUUCUGAUCAACCAGGAGGCCCGGAUUUCGACCGUUGGCAAAUAUUCCUUUGCUAUGGUGCUGGAUUGAAUGAGAUGCAGGAGUGGGUCAUUACACCUGUCCUGUGCUCCAUCCCAAAGAAUGAUGUUCUCACUGGAAAAUUCUCAGUGGAUAUUGUCGGCAUUAUUGAUAGGUAUAUUGGCCGGCCAUUGGCUCUAAACAUAGCCCAUGUGCGAGGUUGGCACCGAGAGAACCUUGGAGGGAUCGGCGGUGAUUAUAUGGACUACAAGGACGUCGUUUUGUCUUUGCGAACUCAAAAUGAAGCAGCUAUUGGUGGCUUGGAUGGAAGAAACUUCCACUUCCUUGGAGCCGGCCUCUCACCGAAGAAGCCAAGGAAUUUGCCG